AUGGGAGAGACCGGGGGGGUUUGGCGGAGAUCCAGGAGUCCAGCCAAGGAAUGUAGUGAAAAAAGCCGUCAGUGUAAGCAGAUCCAUUCCAUCCGAAAGGGCUCCAGCACCCACCGCAGAGCCAGGGACCCAUGACAGAGGCGGCCGGCACGACCAGGACGGAUGUGCGGUUGGGGCCCGGAGCUUGUAUCGCAGGUUACAGAAGAAGCUCCGGGCGGCUCCAUCCCUGAAGUGACUGACCAGGGAGCAGGAUGCUGACCAUCAAGCUGCCCCAGCUCCUCAACAUCCACCAGAUGCCUCGGGUGUUCUGGGAGGAUGGGAUCAUGUCGGGGUAUCGGCACCCCAAGAGUUCUGCUCUGGACUGUCUGCUCAGCUCCUUUCAGAUGACCAAUGAGACUAUCAAUAUCUGGACCCAUUUUCUACCAACAUGGUAUUUCCUCUGGAGGUUCCUGCUCCUCUCUUACACUCUGGACUUCCUGGGGGAGUCGUAUAAUUGGCCGCUCUUAGUCUACAUGAUGCUCGUCUGUCUCUACCCCUUCACCUCCAGCUUUGCCCACACCUUCAGCAGCAUGUCUGCCCGUGCCCGGCACGUCUGCUACUUUCUGGACUACGGAGCCUUAAGUCUUUACAGUCUGGGCUGCGCCUUCACAUACGGCGCCUACGUUGUUCCCGAUCGCUGGAUAAAUGGCGUCCUCCACCAAUACUACGUCCCCAUCGCUGCAUUUAACACUUUCAUCUGCACCGGCCUGUCCUGCUACUCGCGGUUCCUGGAGGUGGAUCGCCCGGCGCUCAGUAAGAUCCUGCGCACAGCCGCCUUCGUUCACCCUUUCGUGUUUGACAACGUCCCUCUGUUCUAUCGGCUCCUGUUUUGCUUUGGUGAAGAUUGUAACUGGAACGAGGCCGUCCCCCUCCAUCUCUACCAUCUCUUCUUUGCCUUCCUGACCGGGUUCCUCUUCGCCUCUCACCUUCCGGAACGCCUGGCCCCCGGCCGUUUCGACUACUUUGGUCACAGCCACCAGCUCUUCCACGUUUGUGCCGUCCUGGGCACGCACUUCCAGAUGGAGGCCGUCCUCGCCGACAGAUCAUCUCGCCAAGCUUGGCUCAGUUUACAUUCAGAAGCCGACACACUCGCCAGCACCUUGGGGGUCGUGGCCACUUCGGUUAUCGGAAACAUCUUUCUCAUCUGCUUCUUCACCGCGACGCUGCUCUGGUCUCCACGUGCCGACUCUAUUCUCCAGAAUCACAUCCCAGGGGAGGCCAGAAUGAAGCAACAUUGACCAUGCAGCCCUAUGUAAGGACAUAGAAGGACUAGUAGAAAGGCAGGUAUAUGUCUCAGCAUUAAUAGCCAUAUUGGGGAGUCCUCAAUCCUUACUCUAGGUCUUAUCAGUGGUGCCAAGCAUUUCACCAGCUCAUCUCAACCGAUGGGCUGAGACUUGAAAUGUAUUUUUGCAAAAAAAAAAUAUAUAUAUAUAUAUAAAUAUAUAUAUAUAUCUAUACUAAGGAAUAUAUAAAAGGAAAUUAACAGCAGCACAAUGUACAUAACAUAGUGAGUGGUUAUCAACCUCCGUUCCUUAUAUCUUGUGGAAGUGUACGGUCCAUUUUGCUUGAUCAUGUAGGUUAUGUUGCUGAUGUAGUCGUCUUAAAGGGUUACUCCGCUCCCCAGCAUAGAUGCGCCCCCUCCCAUAGACUUGCAUUGACGGGGCAGGGUGUGACGUCACGAGGGGGUGGGCGUGAACACGGAAGCCCGCACCCAGCAUUCAGAGCAUUGAGUUCCGGAUGCUGAGGAGCGGAGUAACCCUUUAAGAUUUGACCACGGGAAUUAACAUUGAGGACUCGUCCGGGACCUUUAAACAUUGGGGGCUCGUCCGGGAUCUUUAAACAUUGGGGUCCUUUUCGGGUCUUUAAACAUUGGGGGCUCGUCCGGGAUUCUAAAACUUUGGGAGUUGAUAUGGAAUUCUUAAGAAUUUACGGCUCAUCUGGGAUCUUGAAACAUUGACUGCUCGUCCAGGCUCUUUAAACUAGUGCAUUUGGGAUCUUCAUACAUUGUGUUCUAAUCUGGAUCUUUCAACAAUGGGGGCUCAUCUCGGGCCCUAAAAUAUUGCAGUCCCAUCCAGGAUCUUUAAAUAUUGGGGCUUGUCUGGGAUCCUUAACCCCUUAAGGACUCAGGGUUUUUCCGUUUUUGCACUUUCGUUUUUUCCUCCUUACCUUUUAAAAAUCAUAACCCUUUCAAUUUUCCACCUAAAAAUCCAUAUUAUUGCUUAUUUUUUGCGUCGCCAAUUUUACUUUGCAGUGACAUUAGUCAUUUUACCCAAAAAUGCACGGCGAAACGGAAAAAAAAAUCAUUGUGCGACAAAAUCGAAAAAAAACCCGCCAUUUUGUAACUUUUGGGGGCUUCCGUUUCUACGCAGUGCAUAUUUCGGUAAAAAUUACACCUUAUCAUUAUUCUGUAGGUCCAUACGGUUAAAAUGAUCCCCUACUUAUAUAGGUUGGAUUUUGUCGCACUUCUGGAAAAAAUCAUAACUACAUGCAGGAAAAUUUAUACGUUUAAAAAUGUCAUCUUCUGACCCCUAUAACUUUUUAAAUUUUCCACGUACAGGGCGGUAUGAGGACUCAUUUUUUGCGCAGUGAUCUGAAGUUUUUAUCGGUAUGAUUUUUGUUUUGAUCGCACUUUUUGAUCACUUUUUAUUCAUUUUUUUAAUGGUAUAAAAAGUGAUCAAAAUACGCUUUUUUGGACUUUGGAAUUUUUUUGCGCGUACGCCAUUGACCGUGUGGUUUAAUUAAUUAUAUAUUUUUAUAGUUCGGACAUUUACGCACGCGGCGAUACCACAUAUGUUUAUUAAUUUUUUUUUUUACACUGUUAUUUUUUUUAUGGGAAAAGGGGGGUGAUUCAAACUUUUAUUAGGGAAGGGGUUAAAUGACCUUUAUUAACACUUUUUUUUUACAUUUUUUUUUUGCAGUGUUAUAGGUCCCUUAGGGACCUAUAACACUGCACACACUGAUCUCUAAUGCUGAUCACUGGCGUGCAUUAACACGCCUGUGAUCAGCAUUAUCGGCGCUUGACUGCUCCUGCCUGGAUCUCAGGCACGGAGCAGUCAUUCGUCGAUCGAAGGAGGCAGGUAAGGGCCCUCCCGGUGUCCGGUCAGCUGUUCGGGACGCCGCGAUUUCACCGCGGCGGUCCCGAACAGCCCGACUGAGCAGCCGGGUCACUUUCAGUUUCACUUUAAAAACGGUGGUCAGCUUUGACCGCCGCUUCUAAAGGGUUAAUACCGCACAUCGCCGCGAUCGGCGAUGUGUGGUAUUAGCCGCGGGUCCCGGCCAUUGAUGAGCGCCGGGACCGAUGCGAUAUGAUGCAGGAUCGCGGCGCGAUCCCGCUUCAUAUCGCGGGAGUUGGCGCAGGACAUAAAUAUACGUCCUGCGUCGUUAAGGGGUUAAAGGGGUACUCCGGUGGAAAACUAUUAUUUUUUUUUUUUUUUUUAAUCAACUAGUGCCAAAAAGUUAAACAGAUUUGUAAAUUACUUAUAUUUAAAAAUCUUACCAUUCCAGUACUUAUCAGCUGCUGUAUACUACAGAGGAAGUUGUAAAGUUUUUUUCUCUCUGACCACCGAGCUCUCUGCAGUCACCUCUGUCUGUGUCAGGAACUGUCCAGAGCAGGAACAUUUCCCCUAGGGAACCUCUCCUGCUCUGGACAGUUCCUGAUAUGGACAGAGGUAUCAGCAGAGAACACUGUGGUCAGGAAAGACCUAUUCACCUUCCUCUGUAGUAUACAGCAGCUCAUAAGUACUGGAAGGAUUAUAAUUUUUCUAUAGAAGUAAUUUAUAAAUCUGUAAAUUUUUCUGGCACCAGUUGAUUAGAAAAAAUGUGUAACUCCACCGGUGUACCCCUUUAAAGAUUGCGGUCUUGUCAGGGAUCUUAAAACAUUGAAGGCUUUUCCAGGAUUCUUAAACAUUGGGGGAUUAUAUGGGAUGUUUAAACAUUGGGGGCUCGUCUGGGAUCUUUAAACUGGCUCAUUUUGGGUCUUUAUACAUUGUGCUCUAAUCCUGGAUCUUUAAACAUUGGGGGCUCAUCUGGGAUUCUUAAGAAUUAACAGCUCAUCUGAGAUAUAUAAACAUUGGGGACUCCUCUGAGAUUUUUAAACAUUGAGGGGCUCAUCUGGGAUUCUUAGGAAUUAACAGCUCAUCUGAGAUAAACAUUGGGGCUCGUCCAGGAUUUUUAAACAUUGGGGGCUUGUCCGGGAUUUUUAAACAUUGGGGGCUCAUCUGGGAUUUUUAAACAUUGGGGGCUCGCCCAGGAUUUUUAAAUAUUGGGGGCUCGUCCGGGAUUUUUAAACAUUGGGGGCUCGUCCGGGAUUUUUAAACAUUGGGAGUUCGUCCGGGAUUUUUAAACAUUUGGGGCUCGUCCGGGAUUUUUAAACAUUGGGAGUUCGUCCGGGAUUUUUAAACAUUGGGGGCUCAUCUGGGAUUUUUAAACAUUGGGGGCUCAUCUGGGAUUUUUAAACAUUGGGGGCUCAUCGGGAAUUUUUAAACAUUGGGGGCUCAUCGGGAAUUUUUAAACAUUGGGGGCUCAUCGGGAAUUUUUAAACAUUGGGGGCUCAUCGGGAAUUUUUAAAUAUUGGGGGCUCAUCUGGGAUUCUUAAGAAUUAACAGCUCAUCUGAGAUAUAUAAACAUUGGGAGCUCGUCCGGGAUUCUUAGGAAUUAACAGCUCAUCUGAGAUAUCUAAACAUUGGGGACUCCUCCGGGAUUUUUAAACAUUGGGGCUUGUCCGGGAUUUUUAAACAUUGGGGCUUGUCCGGGAUUUGUAAACAUUGGGGGCUCAUCUGGGAUUCUUAAGAAUUAACAGCUCAUCGGAGAUAAACAUUGGGGGCUCAUCCAGGAUUUUUAAACAUUGGGGGCUCGUCCGGGAUUUGUAAACAUUGGGGGCUCAUCUGGGAUUCUUAAGAAUUAACAGCUCAUCGGAGAUAAACAUUGGGGCUCGUCCAGGAUUUUUAAACAUUGGGGGCUCGUCCGGGAUUCUUAAGAAUUAACAGCUCAUCUGAGAUAUAUAAACAUUGGGGGCUCGUCCGGGAUCUUUUAUCUAAAACAGACAAUAUAGCAUAAACUCAGGCAACUAGAAAAAGCUGUUGUAUUCCUUGCAUCCUUACUGAUCCCAACACGGUAUUUUAGAUUGCCGGGUGUUUCCUGGUGCACAACCUUCAAAAUAAAUAAGUAGUGACUAGUACAUGUACAUAACAGGAUAUUGAAUAUUAAAUGCUUUUUGAUUGUAAUUUUAGAAGCACUUUAGCUAGUUGGUUAAUGCCUGUCCUGGGCUUUCUGGGAAAUUUUCUUUUAAUAAAUCCCCAAAAGAGCUGGAGGAAUUAGUGCAGGAACAUGGAAUGUUUAAUAUAAAUGUGGGAAAAGGACUGCGUGUUCUGAUGGGCGGAUCGGUCCUGGUGCCGAUUUGGUUAAACUCCUUCACUUAGUGGGGGGGGUAUUGUCAGGAGUUUUGUACAAGUAGAUAGGUUAUUUUGCAUGUGAGUUUUAGGGUCGAAUUGUUUUGAAGAAGGAUUUGAGUAAACAUGAAAUUUGAUUGGAAGGAUUUUUGGGUUUAUAUUGGGGUUUUCCAAGAAAUUAAUAUAUAGUACUAGGGGCAAUAGACAUUAUACAGUAUAAUUCUAAAUAUCCAGCUGCUACGCUGAGUCAAUUCAUACUUCGAAGCAUUGGCUAAAGCAGUGUUUUUCAACCAGGGUGCCUCCAGUUGUUGCAAAACUACAACUCCCAGCAUGCCCGGACAGCCGUUGGCUGUCCGAGCAUGCUGGGAGUUGUAGUUUAGCAACAACUGGAGGCUCCGUGGCCGGAAAACACUGGAGUAGAGGCGCACUCUCUGCCUAACGUGACCACAAGAGAUCUAUCUGGUAGCAACUGCUCUGGCGCCAUCUUGUACUUGAAGGGCAGUUUUACCAUUUUGGUUUGUCUUAAGGUAGGUUGCUAUGUAUGAUGGGACUGAGCAUAGCCCUAUACUUCCUUCACCUGCAUGGAGAUCUACAGCUUUCUAUGUAAGUGUCUUAUUACUUGAUGCUGCUAUUAAUUUCAUAACAUUCAAUUUUCAUAAAUCUUUUUUGAAUCUGCUGCUUUUUACUUAGAACAGAUUGUUCAAUAGUUAAAAAAAAAAAAAAAAAAAAAAGACUUAACGAGAGAUGAGCGAAUUUACGGUACGAAUCGCCGAGUACAAAUCUCAAGCUUCGGCAGUCAAUUAGUUUUGUCUAGGAAAAGCAGUUCCGCUUUCAAUUCCCUGCAAAUAUUUGGUGCAACUUGUUUUUAAGCGAAUUGGAGCACUCGAAAGGCGGAACUACUUUUUCUAGACAAAAGAAAUCGAUAUUCGUAUUCAUACUGAGAUGAAUACUGUCUUAGGGAAUCGAAGGAGACUCAGUCAGCGGAACUACUUUUUCAAGUAAAAACUAAUCAAUAUUCGCAUUCAUACUUAAA
Molecule: messenger RNA, 6459 nt
Organism: Hyla sarda
Lineage: Eukaryota; Metazoa; Chordata; Amphibia; Anura; Hylidae
Gene: PAQR6
Product: progestin and adipoQ receptor family member 6
Exons: 8
Coding region: 252-1277 (341 amino acids)
Cellular component (GO): membrane
Molecular function (GO): signaling receptor activity
Source: RefSeq, a predicted model, not a curated record